AUGACUCACUUCACAGGCGAGAGCAGCGACGGCGCCGCUGCUCGUCGAAAGGCCCCUGACUGGCCCAAGAUUUGCGACUACCGGUGGGCUGCAGACGAUUCCUUAGAGCUGCAGGUGCUCUGGCCGAUCCUUGACAAGCACACUUGGGUUGGUGAGACCGUCCUGCACCGUAGAUUCAAGGAGCUGUUGCUCGACUUCUGGCGCGACGUGGGCGGCCGUCCAGAGAACCCCUUCGACCCGGAGGUCUACCAGGUCUACGCCGUCAGAGGCCAUGCGCGGGACAAGCUGAGCCGCCGCAAGAUGCUGCAGAUCGAGUGGACGGGCUACGAGACGCUCACCUGGGAGGACCAUCGCACCAUGCGCCGCGACGUGCCCGAGCUCGUCGACGAGUACUUCCAGCAGCUCGACGAGGCCUCGUCGUCGUCUUCGUCGUCGUCGGCGGCGUCGGCAUCAGCUGCCAAAUGGCCCAUUCUGAAGUAG
Messenger RNA from Clonostachys rhizophaga, 480 nucleotides. Lineage: Eukaryota; Fungi; Ascomycota; Sordariomycetes; Hypocreales; Bionectriaceae. The record is from the annotation of a GenBank genome assembly.